This is a messenger RNA of Tribolium madens (black flour beetle), 1685 nucleotides long. It is a transcript of the gene Rad9, whose product is annotated as cell cycle checkpoint control protein RAD9A. Gene Ontology annotation, biological process: DNA repair; mitotic intra-S DNA damage checkpoint signaling; cellular response to ionizing radiation. Gene Ontology annotation, cellular component: checkpoint clamp complex. The coding region runs from base 262 to 1353 and encodes 363 amino acids. The record is from RefSeq and is a predicted model, not a curated record. NCBI's taxonomy places the organism in Eukaryota, Metazoa, Arthropoda, Insecta, Coleoptera, Tenebrionidae. The transcript has 5 exons.
GUCAACACUCUGAAAUUUUCUCGCUUUUGAAAAAAUUUAUUUUGCUUAAUAAUUAGGUCACCCCCAUUAUUCUAUUUAAAUGUUUGAAUUAUUUACAAGAGAGCAAUUUUGACAUUCGGCCGUGUCGGUAAAGAAGAAAUUCGUAAUUGUCAAAUGUCAGACGCUCAAACUUGUCAAUUUAAAAAAUUGAGCUUAAUCUUGGAUUAAAAUGUUUAGUUUGAUUAUAAGUCGUUGUGUUUAGUUCAUUUUCACGAAACGGUCAUGGACUGUAUAAUUCCGGGGACGAAUCUGAAAGUUUUAGCCAAAGCUUUACAGGCCUUGGCGAAAAUCGGCGACGAAUUGUUCAUGGAAGCAAAAACCGAGGGGUUGUCUUUCAUAACAUUGAAUUCAAGCAAGACAGUUUGUGCCCGUUUUAAUUUGUUAGAUACAUUUUUCAGCAGUUAUGAAAUGAACCAAGAUGAUUCAAACGAAGUCAUUAGUUGUAAAAUACACAUGAAGAUAUUUCUGCCGCUUUUUAAGGGGAAUUUGGAGAAAAAGCUCGAAUAUUUUAAAAUCGAAUACAUAACAGAUAGUGAUUUAAUCACAUUUAAAAUGAAAUACAAAUGUGACGAUAUUGUAAUGGUACAUAAGCUACGUCUCAUGGAUACUGAAACGUUAUCAAUUGGGGUUGUCACCAAUUCAGGGUGUAGUAAUGUAUCAGCCUCUAGCUCAUUCUACAGCCAAUUGCUAUCAAUGUUUAAUCUCACUGACGACGAAGUUACGUUUGAAAUCACCCCAGAAAAGGUUGUGGCGCGAAAUUAUUGCUUAGGUACUCCUUGUCGUCCAAAAAUGAUGCGAACACAAAUCAACUUGAACUCAACUGAGUUUCUGAGUUACCAGAUUACAAAAACCACUUCAAUUAAUUUCUCCCUGAAACCAUUUCGCACCCUCGUUCAUUUUGCUGAAACUUUUACUCUUGACGUGGAUUUUAACUUUGAAAUUGGGGGAAAACCAUUAUCUAUAAUUUUAAAAAAUCCCACUUUUGAAGUGAGUUUCAUCGUUGCAACACUUGAUCCAUAUUCCGACACCAAUUCUUCAGUUGCAACUGUAAGUUCAUCGAAUAAAGUGGCGAGCAAUAAGAAACCUAGUGAAACAGAGAAUUGGCAAAGUGGUGAUUUUUCCAAAGAAAGUAGUUUUCGUGAUUUGAUGAGACAAGUGGAGAAUGAUAAAGAGAGACUAGAUGAUGUUAUACCAAAAUCACCGGAGUCUCCAAGGAGUAAGAAGGUAAAAAUGGUGUUUGGGCGUUGUUUUGACCCCACGUUUAGUGAGACGGUGCUAGGGGACGUUCUGGCCCCUAACAGCGACUCCGAGUGAAAGGUAGAAAUGUACACAAAAUAAUAUAUUAAAUAAUUAUAUUUCAUACAACAUGAGAUAAGAAGAAUUGAUAUGUUCUAUUUACAUUUCGUUAAAUCAUCAGAUAAGAAAGUUAAACGGGACGUCGUUUGGCACGGUUGCAAUCAAAGCACAAAAUCCCAUUAACUUUAUUAUGUUUUGAUACAGAUAAAAUACUGUGUGAAAGAUGCAUAAAAAAGGCACAUUUAAACAUUCAUACAUAAAAUAGUGAUAAGUUAAAUAUUUGUAUUUGGUAAAUAUUGUUUCUUGUUUAAAAUGUAUAAACUACAGAAUAUAGAAUUUAUUUCCACGUU